ACUAGCCCCUAAGACCUCAACCACCCACCCAGUGUUAGAAUUAAGCAAAAGCAGUUAGAGAGAGGGAGAGAGAGAGAGAGGGAGAGAAGAAGAAGAGUAAAUGACAAAGUACAAGGUGUUUGUGUGCGGAGAGGAGAGAGAGUUGGGAAGAAAGCAAGCGGCUGGGCAGUGUCCAUACUGUGGAGGGAAAGUACAAGCGUUGGAUGUGGAGAGCCAUUGGAGGUUUUGCUUUCUACUCAUUUGCUUCAACAUCAAGAGGAAGUAUUUAUGUAGUGUAUGUGACAAACAUCUGGUCCUAAAUUUUUGACAUUUAACCACCGGGGUGGUGGCCUCGUUGAUAACACUGCAUUUCCAUAGAGGUGAGUCAGUGCUUGGGUGCCUCGGUAAUGAGUUUCUUCCUAUAAAUUAGGUUAAAUUUAGCUAGUAACCGGUUAUCCCGGAGUGAGGACUCAUGAAUGGUUUGAUAUCCUCACAGCGCGUCCUUUUUUUUUUUUUGGAUAAAAAAAA
Camellia sinensis is the source of this 507-nucleotide messenger RNA. Lineage: Eukaryota; Viridiplantae; Streptophyta; Magnoliopsida; Ericales; Theaceae. The record is from RefSeq and is a predicted model, not a curated record.